AUGGCUACUUCCGAGUCAUUUACCUAUUCCUCAGCAGUGAGCGCCAGUCAGUUCCGACUGGUGAACAUCCAAGCUGCCCGCGAGGGUCCUCUUGAAACGCAAGUCGCGACAUUCUCGCUCGCAGCGCAUCCGAAAUACUACACAUUGUCGUACUGUUGGGGAGCCGCGGAUUUCGACUCCGAUGAGGCGGACCAGGCCCCUAGAUUCUCCAGCAUUGCUGUCAAUGGGAGAAAUUUCCCAGUACGGGAGAAUCUGCGCGAUGCUCUUCUCCAAUUACGACAGAGCUUUCCAGACGCUUGGUUCUGGAUUGACGCCAUUUGCAUCAACCAGGACGACAACGCCGAGCGCUCGGCGCAGGUUGCUAUCAUGGACAAGAUUUACACCAAGUCUCAUUCGACUGUCGCGUGGAUAGGAAGGGAGAAGCCGGGGCUGGAAAGAGCUCUUGAAGUCAUUACAGACAGGAUUAUGACGUGGGACAAGUGGUCGGAUGCCCCUGGUAUCAGCUAUUGGGAGGUGAACGCGACUCAAGACUAUGAGCCCCUAGCUCGAGCAAUGGCGGGGAUCCCAGACCUAGCUCUGGAAGACUGGAUGGCACUCGAAGGCAUAUAUGGGCGGCGCUGGUUCCGGAGGCUUUGGGUCGUGCAGGAGGUCGCGCUGUCCACGGAGGUCAUCGUCCUCUGCGGGAUUCAGCAGAUACCGUGGCCUGUCCUGGGGAGUUUUGCCUGGCUUACGAUGAACUCCGGGUCACUAUACCGCGGCCAACAACUCAUGGGCGAAAAUGGUCUCCAUCGGCAGGUUGACAUGGGUAUCAUGAACGCGACUGCGAUCAACACCUGUCGUAGCUGGUGCGACUACUACAGAGAUCUCUAUUCCCGAGAUCCGAGUAAUCCGAUACGCCCUGGGGUUUUCACACCCGAAGGCUACAUCACUAUUGUCCUAUUCCCGAAAUGGGAAAAGGCUUUGGAGGACCUGCUCGAUAACACCUCGACCUUUGAGAGCACUGAUGGCAGGGACCAGAUUUAUGGACUAUUCGGAAUGCUCAAGUUCAUCGCCGAGUUUGAAAAGAUUCUCGCCGAGUUUGAGAGGCACCGCGACGAUUUCGUGGACUUUGGGUUCGAUGACGCCCUGAUCAGUGUGGACUACGACAUACCAUUGCCGGACCUUUACACCAGAGUCACCAGCCAGAUUGUCGGGUCUGGACGACUGGAGCUUCUCACGCGGGCUGGCGUGGCUUAUGAGAGAAUGGAAGGUCUUCCGUCUUGGGUGCCCGACUUCCGCGGGACCAUUGUGACGGAUCUGGCGCAAGAUGCUUCCAGGCAUGCCGGGAACGCAGACCUGGGGAUUAGAAUUGUGGGUGACAAGCUGUACUGUCGAGGUUUCAAGGUCGGCGCCGUGCCCGAAUCGACGGACUUUCUGGCACAGGCUCUGAGCGGCCAGGCGAAUCCUGUGUAUCCCUUCACCAACCGGCCCACGGUGGAUGCAUAUUGGCGCACGCUCGUGAUGGACAAGAAGGAGCCCAUGAGCCGACUCCUGGGAGCGCGUGACGAGGUGGGACUAUCAUUCCGCGAAUGGACGGUUUCCUGCAUGCUUCAGCUUGCCAUUGUGCAGUUACAGGCUGGGAUGGACUGGGAUAAUGUGGAGGAGAGCAUGAAGGAUUUCGAUGAAACGGCAGCCAUGGACACGACCGGGCUAUACCCCGGCACGAAAGACCUGAAGGCUCGGCUAGGCAUACUGGGUUACUUGGGGGAGGCCGAGGAGGCGUCGAGAGAGGAGAAGAGGGCGGUCAUAGAAAGGGCAGAGGAGCAUCUCCGAAUCUGGCAGAUCCAUUCUUUGCAUAAUAAUCGAUUGUUCUCGCUUCUUGAUGGGGGACAUAUGGCUCUGCUGGACAACUCCGCAGCUUUGGGAGACGAGGUAUGGAUUCUGAAGGGGCUACAGCUGCCGCUGCAAAUGAGAAGGGUAGAAGGGGGUAACUUUGUCAUAGUCUGCGAUGCAUACGUUCACGGCAUCAUGUCCGGUGAAGCUAUCACUGAUGAGGUUGUGUGGGAGGAUAUUUGCAUUGUCUAG
Molecule: messenger RNA, 2064 nt
Organism: Colletotrichum siamense
Lineage: Eukaryota; Fungi; Ascomycota; Sordariomycetes; Glomerellales; Glomerellaceae
Product: Heterokaryon incompatibility protein 6, OR allele
Exons: 1
Coding region: 1-2064 (687 amino acids)
Source: RefSeq, a predicted model, not a curated record